AUGCGUGUUAUCAAACUUGCACAGUUUGGGAGUACAUUCUCGGCUCCCAAGGUCGUGCAGUCAGCAAUUAUCUUCUCGCGAUUGGUCUUGAUUAGCUGGGGUAAAAGGCCGGGUAUUGUUCCCCGACCGAUCAAUCUUCUCUCAGCCUUGCGGAUUGCGGAAGCUCCGGUCACGGCUUUUAUUCACAUUUCCGCCUAA
This is a messenger RNA of Pyricularia oryzae 70-15, 198 nucleotides long. RefSeq lists its product as uncharacterized. The coding region runs from base 1 to 198 and encodes 65 amino acids. The record is from RefSeq and is a predicted model, not a curated record. The transcript is spliced from 3 exons. Lineage: Eukaryota; Fungi; Ascomycota; Sordariomycetes; Magnaporthales; Pyriculariaceae.